Messenger RNA from Sceloporus undulatus (fence lizard), 4277 nucleotides. It is a transcript of the gene ATP1A3, whose product is annotated as ATPase Na+/K+ transporting subunit alpha 3. Gene Ontology annotation, cellular component: membrane. The coding region runs from base 145 to 3228 and encodes 1027 amino acids. Gene Ontology annotation, molecular function: ATP binding; P-type sodium:potassium-exchanging transporter activity; ATP hydrolysis activity. Lineage: Eukaryota; Metazoa; Chordata; Lepidosauria; Squamata; Phrynosomatidae. The transcript has 23 exons. Gene Ontology annotation, biological process: proton transmembrane transport; intracellular potassium ion homeostasis; intracellular sodium ion homeostasis. The record is from RefSeq and is a predicted model, not a curated record.
UUCUUUCCUUCCUCGCCGGCAGCAGCAGCAGCAUCAGCAGCAGCAUUAGCAUCAGCAGCAGCAGGAUCCGAACCCAGGACCAGGGCCGAGCCUUCUUCCCAGAGGAGCCUGGAGCAGCCGGGCUGAGGCCCCCGAGACGCCAGCAUGGGGUACGGGCGCUCCGACAGCUACCGCGUGGCAACCACGCAAGACAAGAACGAUGACAGCUCUUCGCCCAAGAAGACCAAGGCGCAGCAGAAGGUCCGAGAUCUCGAUGAUCUCAAGAAGGAAGUGGCGAUGACCGAGCACAAAAUGUCCAUCGAGGAGGUGUGCCGAAAAUACAACACAGACUGUGUGCAGGGUCUGACCCACAGCAAAGCCCAAGAAAUCCUGGCCCGAGACGGGCCCAACGCCCUCACCCCGCCACCCACCACCCCCGAAUGGGUCAAGUUUUGCCGCCAGCUCUUUGGGGGCUUCUCCAUCCUCCUGUGGAUUGGGGCCAUCCUUUGCUUCCUGGCCUACGGCAUCCAGGCGGGGACCGAGGACGACCCUGCGGGGGACAACCUGUAUCUCGGUAUCGUCUUGGCUGCUGUUGUCAUCAUCACUGGCUGCUUCUCCUACUACCAAGAAGCCAAAAGCUCUAAGAUCAUGGAGUCCUUCAAGAACAUGGUGCCCCAGCAAGCGUUGGUGAUCAGGGAAGGCGAGAAGAUGCAGCUCAACGCCGAAGACGUGGUUGUGGGUGAUCUGGUGGAGGUGAAAGGAGGAGACAGGGUCCCAGCAGAUCUGAGGAUCAUCUCAGCCCAUGGAUGCAAGGUGGACAAUUCUUCCUUGACUGGCGAGUCAGAGCCACAGACCCGAUCCCCGGAUUGCACCCACGACAACCCACUGGAGACAAGGAACAUCACUUUCUUCUCCACCAAUUGCGUAGAAGGCACCGCGCGAGGAGUUGUUGUUGCCACUGGGGACCGCACUGUGAUGGGCCGAAUUGCCACACUGGCCUCUGGCCUGGAGGUCGGCAAGACCCCUAUCGCCAGGGAGAUCGAGCAUUUCAUCCAGCUGAUCACUGGCGUGGCUGUCUUUCUGGGAGUCUCCUUCUUCGUCCUCUCCCUCAUUCUGGGCUACACUUGGCUGGAGGCGGUCAUUUUCCUCAUCGGCAUCAUUGUGGCCAACGUCCCAGAGGGGCUCCUGGCCACUGUCACUGUGUGUCUGACGCUCACAGCCAAGCGCAUGGCGCGCAAGAACUGCCUGGUGAAAAACUUGGAGGCUGUGGAGACCCUGGGUUCCACCUCAACCAUCUGCUCAGACAAGACAGGGACCCUGACUCAGAACCGGAUGACCGUCGCCCACAUGUGGUUCGACAACCAGAUCCAUGAGGCUGAUACUACAGAGGACCAGUCUGGCACGGCCUUCGACAAGAGCUCUGCCACCUGGGUGGCCCUGUCCCACAUCGCAGGGCUGUGCAACCGUGCCGUCUUCAAGGGGGGCCAGGAGAACAUCCCCAUCCUCAAGCGCGAUGUAGCCGGAGACGCCUCUGAGUCAGCCCUGUUGAAAUGCAUUGAGCUCUCCUCUGGAUCAGUCAAGCUGAUGAGGGAAAAGAACAAGAAAGUGGCUGAGAUCCCCUUCAACUCCACCAACAAAUAUCAGCUCUCGAUCCACGAGACGGAAGACCCCAACGACAACCGCUACCUUCUGGUGAUGAAGGGGGCCCCUGAGCGCAUCCUGGACCGGUGCUCCACCAUCCUCUUCCAAGGCAAAGAGCAGCCGCUGGACGAGGAACUGAAAGAGGCUUUCCAGAACGCCUACCUGGAGCUGGGGGGACUUGGAGAGCGGGUCCUGGGUUUCUGCCACUACUUCAUGCCGGAGGAGCAGUACCCCAAAGGCUUUGCCUUCGACUGUGACGAUGUCAACUUUUGCACCGACAAUCUCUGCUUCGUGGGGCUCAUGUCCAUGAUCGACCCCCCCAGAGCGGCCGUCCCUGAUGCCGUGGGCAAAUGCCGAAGUGCCGGCAUCAAGGUGAUCAUGGUGACCGGUGACCAUCCCAUCACAGCCAAGGCCAUCGCCAAAGGUGUGGGAAUUAUCUCCGAGGGCAAUGAGACUGUGGAAGACAUAGCCGCACGACUGAACAUCCCCGUCAGCCAGGUUAACCCCAGGGAUGCCAAAGCCUGUGUGAUCCACGGCACGGACCUGAAAGACAUGAGCGCAGAGCAGAUUGAUGAGAUUUUGCAGAACCACACUGAAAUUGUCUUCGCCCGGACCUCUCCGCAGCAGAAGCUCAUCAUUGUGGAAGGCUGCCAGAGACAGGGGGCCAUUGUGGCUGUGACAGGCGACGGAGUGAACGACUCACCCGCCCUGAAGAAGGCAGACAUCGGGGUGGCCAUGGGCAUCGCCGGCUCAGACGUCUCCAAGCAAGCGGCCGACAUGAUCCUCCUGGACGACAAUUUUGCCUCCAUUGUCACUGGAGUGGAAGAGGGCCGCCUGAUCUUCGACAACCUGAAGAAGUCCAUCGCCUACACCUUGACCAGCAACAUCCCCGAAAUCACCCCCUUCUUGCUCUUCAUCAUGGCCAACAUCCCUCUGCCCCUGGGGACCAUCACCAUCCUCUGCAUCGACUUGGGCACCGACAUGGUGCCGGCCAUCUCCUUGGCCUACGAAGCGGCUGAGAGCGACAUCAUGAAGCGCCAGCCCCGAAACCCCCGGACCGACAAGCUGGUCAACGAGCGCCUGAUCAGCAUGGCCUACGGGCAGAUCGGAAUGAUUCAGGCGCUGGGGGGUUUCUUCUCCUACUUUGUGAUCUUGGCCGAGAAUGGGUUCCUGCCCUCCGUUCUGGUGGGCAUCCGCCUUAACUGGGACGACCGGACAGUCAACGAUUUGGAAGAUUCCUAUGGGCAGCAAUGGACCUAUGAGCAGCGCAAAGUGGUGGAGUUCACCUGCCACACGGCCUUCUUUGUCAGCAUCGUCGUGGUGCAAUGGGCCGACCUGAUCAUCUGCAAAACCAGAAGGAAUUCAGUCUUCCAGCAAGGCAUGAGAAACAAGAUCCUUAUCUUUGGCCUCUUUGAAGAAACUGCCUUGGCUGCCUUCCUCUCCUACUGUCCUGGGAUGGAUGUGGCCCUGAGAAUGUACCCCUUGAAGCCAAGCUGGUGGUUCUGCGCCUUCCCCUACAGUUUCCUCAUUUUUGUGUAUGAUGAGAUCCGUAAGCUGAUCCUGCGCCGCAACCCAGGAGGAUGGGUGGAGAAGGAAACCUACUACUGAGCCCUUGCCCUCCUCCUCUGGCUGUCUCCCCCACCGGGAGGGGGUUCUCUCCCCCUUCCCAAAAUCUGCCUCUUUCCCCCAUUCCUUCCAAUUACGAGAGAAAGAGAGAGAGAGGAAACGCUGGGAUCGUACGCACCAAGAUUGAAACAACAAAACCAAGACGCCCAACUCUCCCACCCCGGCCCCCUUUCUCCCCUUGCUCCCCAACGCUGGCAGAGAUAGGGCAACCUGUCUCCUCCGUUUUGGGGGUCAAGGGGCACCCCCUCAUUGUUCCCCGUCCCAAAAACCCAUCUUCCAUACUCUCCCUAUUGUUUUUAGGAGCAGCUUGUGGGGCAGUGGGUGCCAGAGAAAAACGGGAGAAACAAAGGGGGCAAAAUAUCUACUUACCUCUGCAAAAGGCACCCCUUUUCUCUCCCUCCUCGCCAGCUUUAAAUUCCCUUCCGUAGCUGGAUUUGAACCCGGGGACCAUCUGCACCCCCAAAAAAUGCCUCGGAUUAUGUGAGCCAAACAGGGCAGGGUUUGGGGGGAGGGAGGGGGGAGGUUGGGGGUCCCACCCCAGAUUUCUGGUUAGCCGUCAUGAUUAGCCUUUGGGCACCCAAUUGGGGGUCAAGGAGGCACCCCGUCAUUCCCCAUCCACCCCCUUUCCUCCCCUUGUCCUCCUAUGGGGAAUAUUGGUGUGGGUCUGUGUGUGCGCACACAUGUUCGGCAGAGAGGGCAGGCAUGAGUCGACCCCACAGCCCAGCAAAAUCCUCCCCGGCUUCAAUAGACCUCUGGGGUGCUCAGCGCUUGAGCACAAAGAUGGAGAAUUUGGGGUUCGGGGGGGUGGGAGGGACCACACCCAAUUUUUUUAUUCUUAAAUCAUCAGAAUUCUAUAUUCCCCCAAUUUCUGCCCCUCUCCAUUCAGCCUCCCGGCUUCUGAUUCCUGCUAGAUGUUGAUGAACCCAGGGUUCGGUCUCCGUGCAUGUGCAGAGUUUCAUAGGACGCAAGACAGUUGUUCUUACAAUGCCUCCCUCGUGUUUGUGAGAGUGCGUGUAUGAGGGUUGUGUGUG